Messenger RNA from Scaptodrosophila lebanonensis, 4615 nucleotides. RefSeq names its product myosin heavy chain 95F (gene jar). Gene Ontology annotation, cellular component: endocytic vesicle; cytoplasm; actin cytoskeleton. The record is from RefSeq and is a predicted model, not a curated record. Lineage: Eukaryota; Metazoa; Arthropoda; Insecta; Diptera; Drosophilidae. Gene Ontology annotation, molecular function: microfilament motor activity; ATP binding; actin filament binding. Gene Ontology annotation, biological process: endocytosis; vesicle transport along actin filament; actin filament organization. The coding region runs from base 581 to 4405 and encodes 1274 amino acids. The transcript has 19 exons.
AAAAAUAGCUAAAACCAAUAUGCUAAGAUUAUUUUUCAUAUAACGGAAUUACAAAUGUGUAAAAACGUUCAGCUGAAAUACGUCAAUUUGUUAUAUUUUCGGCAAAUACGAGUCUCGUAAAAAUUGGAACUAAAAUUCGGAAGGCUUUACUCUUCGUAGUUUCGCGUAUUUUGGUCACAAACAAAACUCGCGUGUGCGGCCGCCGAACGCGCUCUCCUUGCUUCCCGCGCACAGCAGUGUUUUGUGUUUGCAAUAUCGUUGUUGUCGUCCAUAGCUUCAAUGCAUGACGAAUCAGAGCAACCAAACUUCCAUCUCCAGAGAACGCGUCGAGAAUUGACCCUGAAAUCGAAGCAGACUUACAGUAGCAGCAGACCCAUCAACAGCACUCUCUCUAUAAGUCGCUCAUCGUAAGCGGCCUACAACUCCGAUAAAUAGUUAAGUCGUCGGCGCAGCAACUUCUACUACGGCGCACAGACGAAGGCAAAAACAACAGUGUUACUUUGCUCGCUUCCUGUUCAAAACUCUGAAUUAAAAAUUUGGAUUAUAUCACAAGUUGUCUACAGCAGCACCAAAAACCAAAAUGUUGCGCAAUUCUGAAAAAGCCAUGGUGCGCAAAAUGCUGGAGGACACUCAAUUGGUGUGGGUAAGAGACCCUGCUGAUGGCUAUAUACAGGGUCGCAUUACGGAAAUCGGUGCCAAGGAGUUUGAAGUAACGCCAAUUGAUCGUAAAUUUCCGAAGCGUACGUGCCACUACGAUGACAUACACUCUUCGUGCGACGGACCCCAGGAUCAUGAUGAUAACUGUGAACUUAUGUUACUGAAUGAGGCCACUUUUUUGGAUAACCUCAAAACGCGUUACUACAAAGACAAAAUUUAUACCUAUGUGGCCAACAUACUCAUUGCAGUGAACCCUUAUCGUGAAAUCAAGGAGCUUUAUUCUUCGGAAACCAUCAAGAAAUACAAUGGACGCUCUCUGGGUGAAUUGCCGCCGCAUGUGUUUGCUAUUGCCGACAAAGCGAUACGCGAUAUGCGCGUGUACAAAUGCUCGCAGUCCAUCAUUGUCUCUGGCGAGUCGGGAGCUGGAAAAACGGAAUCAACAAAAUAUUUACUAAAAUAUCUGUGCCACUCCCAUGACAGCGCUGGACCCAUUGAGACUAAAAUUUUGGAUGCCAAUCCCGUGCUCGAAGCCUUUGGCAAUGCCAAGACCACUCGCAAUAACAACUCGUCGCGCUUCGGCAAAUUCAUUGAGGUGCACUAUGACGCCAAAUGCCAGGUGGUUGGCGGCUACAUCUCGCAUUACCUGCUUGAGAAGAGUCGUAUCUGUAGGCAAAGCUCAGAAGAGCGUAACUACCAUGUGUUCUACAUGCUCCUUGCCGGUGCACCGCAGCAGCUGCGGGACAAGUUGCAUCUGGGGAAGCCUGAUGAUUAUCGGUACCUCUCCGGUUGUACCCAGUAUUUCACGAAUGCGAAGACUGAACAGCUAAUCCCGGGCACCCAGAAGUCGAAGAACCAUCAACAAAAGGGCCCACUUAAGGAUCCGAUCAUCGAUGACUAUCAGCAUUUUCAGAAUCUGGACAAGGCUCUGGGUCGCUUGGGACUGUCUGAGUCAGAAAAGUUGGGCAUUUAUUCCUUGGUCGCUGCUGUGCUUCAUCUUGGCAAUAUUGCCUUUGAAGAAAUACCCGAUGAUGUCCGUGGCGGCUGCCAGGUAUCCGAGGCAUCAGAAAACUCACUCACCAUUACGAGCGGAUUGUUGGGCGUCGAUCAAACGGAACUACGUACCGCUUUGGUCUCUCGGGUCAUGCAGAGUAAGGGCGGCGGCUUCAAGGGCACGGUUAUCAUGGUUCCUCUGAAAAUCUACGAGGCAAGUAGCGCACGCGAUGCAUUGGCCAAGGCCAUCUACAGUCGCUUGUUUGAUCGCAUUGUCGGUCUGAUCAAUCAAAGCAUACCUUUUCAAGCGUCCAACUUCUACAUUGGCGUACUGGAUAUUGCCGGCUUUGAAUACUUUACGGUGAACUCGUUUGAACAGUUUUGCAUCAACUAUUGCAAUGAAAAGCUGCAAAAAUUCUUUAACGAUAACAUUCUGAAGAAUGAACAGGAGCUAUACAAACGUGAAGGCCUCAACGUGCCAGAAAUUACGUUCACGGACAAUCAAGAUAUCAUUGACCUGAUUGAAUCAAAGUCGUCUGGCAUAUUCACUUUACUGGACGAGGAGUCGAAGCUGCCAAAACCAUCGCCAGCGCAUUUUACUGCCGAGGUGCACAAGUCGUGGGCCAAUCAUUUCCGAUUGGGUCUGCCACGUUCUUCGCGCCUUAAGGCACAUCGUACUCUCCGUGAUGAGGAAGGUUUCUUGGUGCGCCAUUUCGCCGGAGCCGUCUGCUAUAACACGGAACAGUUCAUCGAAAAGAACAACGAUGCAUUGCACGCCUCGCUUGAGGGUCUGGUGCAGGAAUGCGAAAAUCCAUUGCUCAAGAUGCUUUUUCCUUCAGGCAGCAAUACGUCCAUACGCGGCAAGCUUAACUUUAUAUCCGUAGGUUCCAAGUUUAAGACGCAACUGGGCGAACUCAUGGAAAAACUGGAGCAAAAUGGCACGAACUUUAUUCGUUGUAUUAAACCCAACAGCAAGAUGGUGGAUCGCCAGUUCGAAGGCAGUCUGGCUCUGGCCCAGCUCAAGUGUUCCGGAACCAUUUCCGUGCUUGAGCUUAUGGAACAUGGUUAUCCAUCCCGUGUGCUCUUUGCUGAUCUCUACAGCAUGUACAAAUCGGUGCUACCGCCCGAGUUAGUGGCGCUUCCGCCUCGCACCUUUUGCGAGGCCAUGUUCCAGUCGCUCAAUCUUAGCUCCAGGGAUUUUAAAUUCGGGAUUACAAAGGUGUUCUUCCGACCUGGAAAAUUUGCGUCUUUCGAUCGCAUUAUGAAAUCUGAUCCCGAAAAUAUGUUGGCCAUCGUGGCCAAGGUGAAGAAGUGGCUCAUACGCUCCCGCUGGGUUAAGUCUGCAUUGGGCGCGUUGUGUGUCAUUAAAUUACGCAACCGUAUCAAAUUCCGCAACAAGUGCGUCUUGAUGGUCCAACGCACAGUGCGUGGGUUCCUAGCUCGCAAGCAUCAUCGUCCCCGCUACCAGGGCAUUUCCAAGAUCAACAAGAUACGCACGAACACCCUGAAAACAAUUGAGAUUGCGGGUGGCCUCAAAUUGGGACGCGAUGAAAUCGUUGAUGGUGUGAAGGAAAUUUACAGGCAGAUCGAUGAUGCCAUUGCAAAAAUUAAGUUAAAUCCACGUAUCACGCAGCGCGAAAUCGACUCAAUGUAUACUGUAGUUAUGGCCAAUAUGAAUAAGCUGACAGUCGAUCUGAACACGAAGUUAAAGGAGCAGCAGCAAGCCGAGGAACAAGAACGUUUGCACAAGAUACAAGAAGCCCUAGAAGCAGAAAGUCGUGCCAAGGAGGAAGAAGAACGACGACAGCGCGAAGAUAUGGAAAACAAGCGACUAAAAGCCGAAAUGGAAACUCGGCGCAAAGUUGCCGAAGCUCAGCGCUUGAAGCAGGAAGAAGAGGACCGCCGCGCCGCCCUGGCUCUCCAGGCACAGCUCGAAAAGGAAGCUAAGGAUGACGCCAAAUAUCGUCAACAACUCGAGCAGGAGCGUCGGGAUCAUGAAUUGGCCCUGCGUUUGGCCAGCGAAUCCAAUGGUCAAGUCGAAGACAGUCCGCCUGUGAUACGCAAUGGUGGUGUGAAUGACGUAUCCCCCAUGGGCCCCAACAAACUGAUCAGUUUUUCACAAGUUGUGUCAAACAUUGCUUCGCGAUAUUUAAAUAAAUCCGAGAAUGUGCGAGCACAGCAACAGGCGCUGGGAAAACAGAAAUAUGACUUGUCCAAGUGGAAGUAUUCGGAAUUGCGGGAUGCUAUCAAUACAUCGUGUGAUAUCGAACUCCUUGAGGCCUGUCGUCAAGAAUUCCAUCGUCGUUUAAAGGUUUACCAUGCCUGGAAGGCAAAGAACCGCAAACGCACCACCAUGGAUGAGAAUGAACGUGCACCUCGAAGCGUUAUGGAGGCAGCAUUCAAGCAACCACCUAUUGUGCAGCCCAUACAGGAGAUUGUGACAGCACAGCAUCGGUACUUCCGUAUACCCUUCAUGCGCGCCAAUGCACCGGACAACACUAAACGCGGCCUAUGGUACGCUCACUUCGAUGGCCAGUGGAUCGCACGCCAAAUGGAGCUGCAUGCCGAUAAGCCACCCAUUCUGCUAGUUGCCGGCACGGAUGACAUGCAAAUGUGUGAGCUGAGUCUGGAGGAGACGGGACUGACGCGGAAGCGUGGCGCCGAAAUACUUGAGCACGAGUUCAACCGCGAGUGGGACCGGAACGGUGGCAAGCCGUACAAAAAUCUCGGUACAAAGCAGAAUGGGCCGGUCAUUUAAGUUGAACUUGGGUGUGUCAAUGGAUAACUGCAAUUAAGGAACAAGAUAUAAAAUCAAAUUUUAAUAUGCCGUUGAUUGUCCAAAGUCAAAAUUAGAAUCAGUAUGAAAUUUUCAAUAUUUUUGCAUUCAUUUUGGUAAAAACUUCAUGUCGAUACAUAAAUUUAUACAUUAUUCAAAAUUAUAUAAAUAUUUAUGUAUAUUAUACUGUAA